This is a messenger RNA of Racocetra persica, 395 nucleotides long. NCBI's taxonomy places the organism in Eukaryota, Fungi, Glomeromycota, Glomeromycetes, Diversisporales, Gigasporaceae. The record is from the annotation of a GenBank genome assembly.
UGAGUCCCCAAUGUGCCGAAAAAUGCGGAAUUAUGAGGCUUCUUGAUAAACGAUAUGCCGGACAUGCUGUGGGAGUUGGAACAGCUGAAAUUAUAGGCCGCGUCCAUUACGUCGAAGCUGAAAUCCAUGUUAAAGCUGAAAAUCACGUUGGAUAUUUAUCAUUGGAAUGUUCAUUUAUGAUUAUGCAGGGAAGCAAUGAUGUACUAUUUGGACUGGACAUGUUAAUGUGCCACCAGGCAUGCAUUGAUCUAAAGAAGAAAGCAUUGAUCAUCAACGAUGUGCAAAUUCCUUUUCUGGCUGAACAUGAAUUGCCAGAAAGCGCAAGGUCAAUUGGAGAGGGAAUGCAGGACGAUGUCGAUCAAUCUAUGCCAAACGAUCGACAAAACCUGGCACUG